This is a messenger RNA of Punctularia strigosozonata HHB-11173 SS5, 757 nucleotides long. RefSeq names its product V-snare-domain-containing protein. Gene Ontology annotation, molecular function: SNAP receptor activity; SNARE binding. Gene Ontology annotation, biological process: vesicle fusion; endoplasmic reticulum to Golgi vesicle-mediated transport. The coding region runs from base 14 to 757 and encodes 247 amino acids. The record is from RefSeq and is a predicted model, not a curated record. NCBI's taxonomy places the organism in Eukaryota, Fungi, Basidiomycota, Agaricomycetes, Corticiales, Punctulariaceae. The transcript has 5 exons. Gene Ontology annotation, cellular component: ER to Golgi transport vesicle membrane; endoplasmic reticulum membrane; Golgi apparatus.
ACUACAGUUCACUAUGAACUCGCUAUAUACCCUUGGGGUCCGACAGACCAACUCGAUACAAGCCGACCUUGAAAGGCUGAAGAGCGGAGAUGCGUCCGCUUCGCUCCUCGGGCAGAUAUCCGCUUCGCUUGCUGCAAUGCAGCGGACAAUUGACGAUUAUGAUUCUAUGGCGAAACGGGAGCUGAUCAAAGUGAAGCAGGAAAAGGCACAAAUGCGCGUAACAAAGUUCCGCUCAGACUACAACGAACUCAGGAUUGAAUUCGAGCGAUGGAAGGCGCAAAAAGAAGCUGCCGACCGAGCAGAGCUCCUUUCAGGAGCUUCUACAUCCACAGCUGCAGGACCCUCCUCGUCAGCAACAUAUCGCCGCCCUCCUGGAGUGUCGUCAUCCCUCACGGCCUCUGACGUCUCAGAGUCCCCCUUCCGUACGCCAACCCCCAAUUAUCCCAAUAGCUACGACGGUAUCAGCUCUCUUCGUGAAAGCCAUGCUCUGCGGGAACAUUCCUUUGUGCAACAAACACAUAGCCAACUCGAUGACUUUAUCGCCCAGGGGAGGGAAGUGCUGGACAACUUGGUAGACCAGCGGAAUAUGCUGAAAGGGACGCAACGCCGGCUUUUGGACGCUGCGAACACGCUCGGUCUGAGCAGAGAUGUCAUUGGAUGGAUUGAGAGGAGAAGUACCCAGGACAUGUAUAUCUUCUUCGCUGGAGCUAUAUUCACUUUCUUUUGCUUCUGGCUUAUUUUGCAUUACCUUGGUUAA